UAGUAUUUACAUUUGUUUCAGGUGGAAUCUUCACAGUCUAUGAUUCGUCUUAUUGGUUUAUCGGCUACGGUUCCUAAUUAUUUAGAUGUUGCACAUUUUUUGUGUGUGAAUCCAUACAAAGGACUUUUCUAUUUUGAUGGACGAUUUAGGCCGGUUCCAUUAGGACAAACCUUUAUCGGCGUGAAAACGACCAAUUCCAUCCAACAAAUAGCUGAUAUGGAUGAAUUAUGUUAUAAAAAAAUUAUCGAAACAGUUAGUCAAGGGCAUCAGGUUAUGGUUUUUGUUCAUGCCAGGAAUGCUACUGUUCGGACAGCAAUGGUUCUUAAAGAUAUAGCUCAACAGAAAAAUCAGUUAUAUUUAUUUCAAGCUGAACAAAAUGUGCAAUAUUUUGCUGCAGACAAGCAG
This is a messenger RNA of Centruroides sculpturatus (bark scorpion), 405 nucleotides long. Its product is annotated as activating signal cointegrator 1 complex subunit 3-like. The transcript has 2 exons. The record is from RefSeq and is a predicted model, not a curated record. The annotation marks the transcript as partial. Lineage: Eukaryota; Metazoa; Arthropoda; Arachnida; Scorpiones; Buthidae.